Labrus bergylta (ballan wrasse) is the source of this 4168-nucleotide messenger RNA. RefSeq names its product neuropilin-1a. Lineage: Eukaryota; Metazoa; Chordata; Actinopteri; Labriformes; Labridae. Gene Ontology annotation, molecular function: vascular endothelial growth factor receptor activity; semaphorin receptor activity; vascular endothelial growth factor binding. Gene Ontology annotation, cellular component: axon; focal adhesion; plasma membrane. Gene Ontology annotation, biological process: positive regulation of endothelial cell migration; vasculogenesis; response to wounding. The record is from RefSeq and is a predicted model, not a curated record.
GGGCGCACCGGUGUCAGUUUGCUCUGGAGCUCCUUGUAGCGGUCGGUGGGUCGGUGGCUGCCGGUUGCGCGCACACUGCCUUCUAACAGCAGCAGCAAGGAAUUUUUUGGGGAGUGGAAAUUCCGCUGUUACUUUCACGGCUCGCCUUGUAUUUCUGACAUUUCUGCUGUGACGGUCAGUCAGACGCCGCGGACAGACACAGGCGGAAGAAAAAGACAGAGCUGGACUGAAAUAAGGAGUAAAGAUCAGGAGAGCUGAGAGCAGCGCUCCGAUGAUCCUCGGUGCUGCUUUCUUUUUCUUUCUUUUUUUUACUGAAUUCUGGGUUUGUCUUUUUUGAAAUGAUCCAUUUGGAAGUACGUGUUCGCUCCUUUUUGUGAGGUUUGACAAAGAAUCAGAGGCACACAGCUGCCACUCCUGACGGAUUUUUUCCCCUUUUUUGAUUCUUGUUUCCUACGUUUGGAUUAUUAAUUUUUUGGUUUUGCAGGAGAUGGCAAGUUGUUGCCUGACUGACGCGGGGAUCUGCUGCUGAGCCUCGCAGGAUGCUGGGGACCCUACGACAACCAGAUCUCCUAGUUUGAGACACACAUUAUUUCUCCUUCUCCCUUUUUGGACGUAACAUCCCCCUGGACUGUUUUUUUUAAAUCUUCUUUAAAAUACAGAAUGUCUGUGUUGUACAAUCUAAGGAUGCGUUGUGGAUUGCUAUUGUUCCUUUUCGCCCAAGUCAUCUCGGUUGCUUCGUUGACUCAGACUGACAAAUGCGGGGGGAACAUAGAGAUCCACACCGCGGACUACCUGACCUCCCCGGGCUAUCCCGGCGCGUACCCGCCCUCCCAGCAGUGCGUGUGGGUGAUCACAGCCCCGGAGCCCGGUCAGAAGAUCCUCAUCAACUUCAACCCGCAUUUUGAUCUGGAGGACCGAGACUGCAAGUACGACUACGUUGAGGUGUACAACGGCGGGGACGAGCAGUCACCCAUGUUGGGAAAGUUUUGCGGCAAGAUCGCACCGUCUCCGAUCAUCUCCAGCGGCAGCCAGCUCCUCAUCAAGUUCGUGUCAGACUACGAGACUCACGGGGCCGGGUUCUCCGUCCGCUACGAGGUCUUCAAGACAGGUCCAGAAUGUUCCAGGAACUUCACGGCUCCCAGAGGUGUCAUAAAGACCCCGGGCUUCCCAGAGAAGUACCCCAACAACCUGGACUGCACCUUCAUGAUCUUCGCCCCCAAGAUGUCUGAGAUCGUGGUGGAGUUCGACAGCUUCGACAUGGAGCCUGACACCACGCCGCCGCCGGGCGCCCUCUGCCGAUACGACUGGCUGGAGAUCUGGGAUGGAUUCCCUGCAGUGGGUCCCCACAUUGGCCGGUACUGCGGCCAGACGUCCCCGGGCCGUGUGAUCUCCUACACCGGCAUCCUGUCCAUGACCAUCACCACCGACAACGCCAUUGCCAGGGAGGGCUUCUCCGCCAACUACACCAUCCGAGAGAGGAGCCUCCCCCCGGGACACGAGGACGAGGAAUUCGCUUGUCUGGAGCCGCUGGGAAUGGAGUCAGGAGAAAUUUCCUCCGAGCGGAUCACGGCCUCCUCCCAGUACAACUCCAACUGGUCCCCCGAACGAUCACGUCUCAACUACCAGGAGAACGGCUGGACGCCCUCCGACGACACCGUCAGGGAGUGGAUACAGGUGGAUUUGGGAUUCCUCCGGUUCAUCACGGCCGUCGGGACACAGGGAGCGAUCUCCAAAGAGACGAAGAAGCACUACUACGUCCGCUCUUACAAAGUGGACGUGAGCUCCACCGGAGAGGACUGGGUCACCGUGAAGGAGGGCUCAAAGCAGAAGAUCUUCCAGGGGAACCACAACCCGACGGACGAGGUUCUCGCCUACCUCCCCAAACAGACUCUGGCUCGUUACAUCCGAGUCCGCCCGAUGUCCUGGGAGCAGGGCAUCUGUAUGCGCUUUGAGAUCUACGGCUGCAGAACAUCAGACUAUCCAUGUGCCGGGAUGCUGGGGAUGGUGUCGGGUCAGAUCUCAGACGCUCAGAUCAGCGCCUCGUCGUACGCAGACCGGGGCUGGGUCGCUGAAAACGCUCGACUGCUGACAGGGAGAUCGGGCUGGACCGGGCAGCAGACCAAGCAGCCUUUCAAAAACGAGUGGCUACAGGUGGAUCUGGGUCAGGACAAGAUGGUGAGCGGCGUUGUGAUCCAGGGAGGCAAACACCGCGACAGAAACGUCUUCAUGAAGAGGUUCAGGGUGGGCCACAGCCUGGACGGAGAGGACUGGACCAUCGUGAAGGAGGACAACACCACCAAGCUUAAGAUCUUUACCGGGAACCAGAACCAUGACACCCCUGAGCUGAGGUCAGUGGGUCCCCUCCUGACCCGCUUCAUCAGGAUCUACCCGGAGAGAGCGACAACCGAGGGCCUGGGCCUCCGACUGGAGCUGCUGGGCUGCGAGCUGGACGACAUUACAACGACAGCCCCGCCCACCACGCCCAUCGCCUCCACACUUCCCAUGACCACGUUUGGAGCGACCACCACAGCGCCGACCACCAUCCCUGGAACCACCCUGAGUCCAGAGUGUGAGGAGGGGCAGCCGGACUGUGUGGUGGAGACCGACGCCCCCGAUGACUAUGACACAAUGACGGCAGGAGGAACCACAGCGCCCGACCCCAUCCUGGACUUCAUACCAGCGUACGUCUGGUUCGCCUGCAACUUUGACUUCUCGUCGUUCUGCGGCUGGACCAGAGGGACGGGGACGGGCGCCGAGUGGCUCAUCCAGACCAACGGGGCCUCGACCGUGCACAGAGGGCCCACCCUGGACCACACAGGCGGACCAGGGAACUUCAUCUACAUGCAGCUGGGUGACACAGACAUGCCGAGUAAAACCGGCGGCGACGAGGACGACGAGGACGAAAAGGUGGCGAGCCUGGCCAGCCUGCCCAUCACGGCUCCGGACGCCGACCUGUGCAUGUCCUUCUGGUACCACAUGUUCGGGGAACACGCCGGAGCGCUGCACAUCAAGCAGAGGAGGGAGGCGGAGGCGGGGCAGAUCCUGUGGACGGUCAGCGGGCACCAGGGCAGCAGGUGGAGGGAGGGGAGAGUGUUACUGCCACACUCUAGUGUCUCAUAUCAGGUGGUGGUAGAAGGUGUUGCAGACAGACGGAGUGCGGGACACAUAGCUGUGGACAACAUCCAGAUCCUGGAUGGACUCGGUCCAGAGGAAUGCAAAGAUCCAGAGGCUCCCUCGUCUCCACCGACUGAGAUCUUCAUCCUACCGAUGGAUUCCCUCCCUCUGGAGAACAGCGACCUCGGCGGCCCAGGAAACAUGCUGAAGACCCUAGACCCCAUCCUCAUCACCAUCAUCGCCAUGUCCGCGCUCGGCGUCUUCCUGGGCGCCAUCUGCGGCGUGGUGCUGUACUGCGCCUGCUCACAGGGCAGCAUGACGGACAGGAACUUAUCCGCCCUGGAGAACUAUAACUUUGAGCUGGUGGACGGCGUGAAGCUAAAGAAGGACAAGAUGAACGGACAGACUAACUACUCAGAGGCGUGAGGGCAGUGGGGGGUGGGGGGCGGGACACACGGAGCAGCGACAACUCCGCAUGGACUUGUGAUGCAGCCAAUCAAACGGGAGGGAACGCUGGGCUGAAGCCACCGAUGGGACGGACGUCAGGGUGGGCUGAAAGUGAGCCAAUGUCCAUUUUUUUUCUCAGGAGCGGCAGUGGAAAAGACUGACCUGCAGGGGGCACUGUGUAUAAAGAAUCUGUACAGCAAAAAAAGAAGAAGAAGAAGAAAACUAAGGAUUCUAUUUGUUUUUCGGCGUGCUUUGUUGAUUUCAUGCUGGUGUUGAGACCAAUUCAGAUGAAAGUAUCGUUUGUGAACUUUUACGGAAAGAAAAAAAUCUGUUUAUUUGUUUGUUUUUGUUGUUUCAGAUGUCAUAGUUUCAUAGAGAGGUGGGGGGGGCGGAGUUUGUGAAAAGUCUGAUAUCUGGCUCUUUAGCAAGCCACGUGUUCCCUGUGAGUGUGUGUGUGGAAGUGUGUGCGUGAACAUGUGUGUGUACAGGUGUCACAUCCAUAUACAUCUGCAUUUAGGGUGUGUAUGUAUCACUGAGUCUGGCUGUAGGUGUGUGUGUGUGUGUGUGUGUGUGUGUGUGUGUGUGUGUGUGUGUGUGUGUGUGUGUG